UCGCUCCACCAUGAAUACCUCGGCCCCACCCGCCGUCAGCCCCAACAUCACCAUCUUAGCACCGGGCAAGGGGCCCUGGCAGAUGGCCUUCAUCGGGAUCACCACAGGCCUCCUGUCCCUCGCCACAGUCACAGGUAACCUGCUGGUCCUGAUCUCCUUCAAGGUCAACACGGAGCUCAAGACAGUCAACAACUACUUCCUGCUGAGCCUGGCCUGCGCCGACCUCAUCAUCGGCACUUUCUCCAUGAACCUCUACACCACGUAUCUGCUCAUGGGCCACUGGGCCCUGGGCACACUGGCCUGCGAUCUCUGGCUGGCCCUGGACUACGUGGCCAGCAACGCGUCCGUCAUGAACCUUCUGCUCAUCAGCUUCGACCGCUACUUCUCCGUGACCCGGCCCUUGAGCUACCGGGCCAAGCGCACGCCCCGCAGGGCGGCCCUGAUGAUCGGCCUGGCCUGGCUGGUCUCCUUCAUCCUCUGGGCACCGGCCAUUCUCUUCUGGCAGUACCUGGUCGGGGAGCGGACUGUCCUGGCUGGACAGUGCUACAUUCAGUUCCUCUCCCAGCCCAUCAUCACCUUCGGCACGGCCAUGGCCGCCUUCUACCUCCCGGUCACCGUCAUGUGUACUCUCUACUGGCGCAUCUACCAGGAGACGGAGAACCGGGCCCGGGAGCUGGCGGCCCUGCAGGGCUCCGAGACCCCGGGGAAGGGGGGAGGCAGCAGCAGCAGCUCGGAGCGGUCCCAGCCGGGAGCCGAGGGCUCCCCCGAGAGCCCCCCGGGGCGCUGCUGUCGGUGCUGCCGGGCGCCCAGGCUCCUGCAGGCCUACAGCUGGAAGGAGGAAGAGGAGGAGGAAGAGGGCUCCAUGGAGUCCCUCACGUCCUCUGAGGGCGAGGAGCCCGGCUCGGAGGUGGUGAUCAAGAUGCCCAUGGUGGACCCCGAGGCGCAGGCCCCCGCCAAGCAGCCCCCCCGGAGCUCCCCCAAUACAGUCAAGCGGCCCACCCGGAAGGGGCGCGAGCGAGCGGGCAAGGGCGGCCAGAAACCCCGCGGGAAAGAGCAGCUGGCCAAGCGGAAGACCUUCUCCCUGGUCAAGGAGAAGAAGGCGGCGCGGACCCUGAGCGCCAUCCUGCUGGCCUUCAUCCUCACCUGGACCCCAUACAACAUCAUGGUGCUGGUGUCCACCUUCUGCAAGGACUGCGUCCCCGAGACCCUGUGGGAGCUGGGCUACUGGCUCUGCUACGUGAACAGCACCAUCAACCCCAUGUGCUACGCGCUCUGCAACAAGGCCUUCCGGGACACCUUCCGCCUGCUGCUGCUCUGCCGCUGGGACAAGCGACGCUGGCGCAAGAUCCCCAAGCGCCCCGGCUCUGUGCACCGCACCCCCUCCCGCCAGUGCUGA
Sorex fumeus (smoky shrew) is the source of this 1396-nucleotide messenger RNA. It is a transcript of the gene CHRM1, whose product is annotated as cholinergic receptor muscarinic 1. The record is from RefSeq and is a predicted model, not a curated record. NCBI's taxonomy places the organism in Eukaryota, Metazoa, Chordata, Mammalia, Eulipotyphla, Soricidae. The coding region runs from base 11 to 1396 and encodes 461 amino acids. Gene Ontology annotation, biological process: adenylate cyclase-inhibiting G protein-coupled acetylcholine receptor signaling pathway; cognition; regulation of locomotion. Gene Ontology annotation, cellular component: synapse; dendrite; plasma membrane. Gene Ontology annotation, molecular function: G protein-coupled acetylcholine receptor activity; G protein-coupled serotonin receptor activity. The transcript has a single exon.